Gaeumannomyces tritici R3-111a-1 is the source of this 249-nucleotide messenger RNA. RefSeq lists its product as hypothetical. The coding region runs from base 1 to 249 and encodes 82 amino acids. The transcript is spliced from 3 exons. The record is from RefSeq and is a predicted model, not a curated record. NCBI's taxonomy places the organism in Eukaryota, Fungi, Ascomycota, Sordariomycetes, Magnaporthales, Magnaporthaceae.
AUGAGCAAGGUGCCGGCCGGCGGCUAUGUGUUUAAUACGGACAAGCACCUGUUCGGCUACGGCAUGCGCAACGAGGGCGUCGAAAACAGCGGCGACCACUUUACGCGCACCGUUAACGGGCAAGCGGUCGACAUCCAGAAGGAAAAUCCGGCCGAGGAUCUAAACCAUCUCGGCGACCCGUCCGUCCCCAACAACAACUGGUACGUGUACCCGAAGUGCUUCAUGGCCUAUAACGCGCCCGUUAUCUAG